Messenger RNA from Penicillium arizonense, 2268 nucleotides. RefSeq names its product Zn(II)2Cys6 transcription factor. The coding region runs from base 1 to 2268 and encodes 755 amino acids. Gene Ontology annotation, molecular function: DNA binding; zinc ion binding; DNA-binding transcription factor activity, RNA polymerase II-specific. Gene Ontology annotation, biological process: regulation of DNA-templated transcription; DNA-templated transcription. The record is from RefSeq and is a predicted model, not a curated record. The transcript has 2 exons. NCBI's taxonomy places the organism in Eukaryota, Fungi, Ascomycota, Eurotiomycetes, Eurotiales, Aspergillaceae.
AUGGUCCGGGCAUGCGAGUUCUGCCGCAGGCGCAAGAUCAGAUGUGAUACCAUCAAGCCUACCUGCACCACAUGCCGCAAGAGCAAUAGGUCGUGCGUCUAUCGCCACGGCGUGCAGAAGCAACGUCCUUCUGCAGCCCUCAUUGACUCCCUCAAGGGCGAAAAAGCAGCAUUAGAAGAUGCGCUAGGCCGUCUGAAAAGCGCAGACGAUGCCCAAAGGCAUGUUCUGCUUCAGUCCGUGACGGUGCAGGACGGCAGGGUAUCACUGUCAGAUCCAGGAACCAUAUCGACAACAUCAUCAUCUCAGGGGCGUUAUCCUGCCUCCGUUAAUCAACGACGACAGCAGAUGCAAAUUCAACUGCUGAGCGAUCCUGGAUGUGCGCAGCCUGCUCCAAGAACAAGGGAGGCUAUCGCCGAGGACACAAACGGCGAAAUUAACGAUAACAAUCACGACAAUGACGGUCAGGACAUGGAACAUGCUAACGAUGUUGCCAUGUCUUCCAGCGAGGAAGAAGGUGCCGGUGCUAUGGGCGAGCCCAAAUUGACAAAUAGAAGCCACCCAGCCAGAGAUAGCAUUUUCAGCUCAACCUCUGUUAUCCGCCUCAGCAGCCCGAUACGAGUGAUAGGUCUCGAUACCCCUAGUCACGAACAACCAGCAGCAUCGUCAGAGCUGCUGCGGUAUCAGUUGAUCGCCAAUGCCGCAACGGAGAGGCAGCGGGAGCACCGACUGCGUUGUUUGACCUCCAUACGGGGAAUACCAGCGGAGCUGGCGUUCCAUCUCCUCGAUCUCCACUGGAGCCGGCAGCAUCAUACUUUCCUGCUGACGUACCGACCGGCCUUCAUGCGAGAGCUGGUAAAUGGUGGGUCGUACUGCUCUGACCUCUUGCUGUACGCUGUCUUCGCAUGUUCAUCCAAAUUCUCGGAGCGGCUCGAGGUGCGUGAUGACCCGACGGACCCGGAAACAGCGGGGCAGCGCUUUUUCACUCGCUGUGACGAGCUAUUACUGCGCGAGGGCUUGCUCAUUCAGUCACAAAUACCUACUGUCAUCGCGUUGAUCAUGCUCGGGUCGACGUUUAUCGCCAGAGGCAUGACUUCCAAGGGCUGGUUGUAUACCGGCUAUGCCCUGCGGAUGGUGUACGAUCUGGGGCUGCACGUGGAUUUGCAGCAGGUUAACAACCACAAUGCUGAGGAGGUCGAGAUCAGGCGGCGUGUGUUUUGGGGCGCUUUCAUCUGCGAGAAGCUCCAAAGCCUGUAUCUUGGGCGACCUCCCACGAUCAGUCUCGGGGAUGCCCAUGUGUCGCAGGACUUCAUGGAUACUUUCGAAGAGCUGGAGCCGUGGCAGCCCUAUGAUGACCCUAUGACACCCGCUGCGAGCCGCAAGGUGACCUCUUCGGCCGCACCGUCGGCGUAUUCAGUGACUGUCUUCCAGCAGCUCUGUCUACUGUCUGAAAUAAUGAGCCGAAUCGUGAACAAGAUUUAUUUCGUCGGAGCCACCGCUCGGAAGACAUUGAAUGAGAUCGGCCCUCUCGAUGAUCUCCUCACAGCCUGGUAUCGUGACCUCCCAGCGCACCUAGCGUACGAGCCGUGGACGAAGGAUGUCAUGGAUCCACCCGUCGUAGUAGCGCCAAAUCGCAUCAUUCUUCUGACGACAUAUCACUCACUUGUUGUUUUGUUGCAUCGACCUUUUAUCGCAACGCCCAAGAGCGGCGCCAGCAACGGGAGCGGCGCUGAUAACACCAUAAAGACGUCGGCUUUCUCGUGGAAACGGUGUACCACGGCGGCACGACAUAUCACCAGUCUCGCCCUAAGCUAUCAAUCCAUCUACCCGUUGCGGAAGUCUAGCUACUUGCUCAGUUAUGCUGUUUACGUAGCUUGCACGAUCCACGUGCUCAAUGCUGCAUCGCUCUCCACUGGCAGCGACAGCAACGCAUAUGCUGAGUCGUUAUUGUUACUUGGUGCAAGCCUGAGGUGUCUGGACGAGCUAGCCGUACCGAACUCGGGAGUUGCGGACACAGCGCGUAUUAUUCGCAAGCUCAUGGCCGCCAAGGGCGUUCAAGAAUCACCAACGCCCGUAGAGUUUCAGGCCUCGGCUCCUGAUCAAACGUUCGACAAUAUUUGGCAGUUUUCUAACGCGUCGCCAACAUAUGAUAAUCUUGCACAGAUGCAACCUUUCCAGGAUAUGUGUAUCCCUGGUCAAGACUUGCUGUUUGGGUUUAUGAACGAAAACAUGUCUUUUGCGACAUUCGGUGUGGAUGAUACCAGUUUCUAA